Messenger RNA from Amoebophrya sp. A25, 2473 nucleotides. The record is from the annotation of a GenBank genome assembly. NCBI's taxonomy places the organism in Eukaryota, Dinophyceae, Syndiniales, Amoebophryaceae.
CUCAUUGUCAUUGUCACUGGUGUUCAAAAAGUCAGCUGAGAUGGUUUGGAGAGUUUUUUGACUGUACAGUUUGUCAAGCAGUUUUUUCAUGGUUGAUUACGACUGAGAGAGAGAAAAAUAGUGCAAGACAGUUCUUAUGGAGCCAACCGAAACAAGAUAGACAUCUGUCCUUGAUGAACCGAGAGUUGUGCACAUUGAAAAGACCGAAACAAAGGCAGGGACGUGAGUUCCUUUUGGCACUCAGCCUUCCCGAGUAUCGACCAUGCAUCAAAGAUGUUUUUGUGUAGUUUUGUAAAGGUCUAGGAAAUAAAUAAUCGAUUUCAACGAAUUCACUGUGUUUAGUUCAGCAUCGUUGUAUCUUAAGUAUUUAAUAGUCUAUCGAUUUUGCCGUUUUGUAGCUUUCCUUUUCCAAGCACCUAGUUCUAGUUCCCAAGCAACAUUGCAGAAAAAUGAGAAGUCCCAACAUCGCGAAGCUGACCGGAUCGCAGGUAAACUUGCGCGGUCGCGUCGCCGUGAUUUCAGGUGCUACUCGUGGUAUCGGACGCGAGUGUGCAUUAGCUCUGGCUCGAGAGGGCGUGAACAUUGUUGUGGCAGGUAAAAGUGUGAAAAGCACGAAGGAGCUUCCAGGCGACAUCUACUCCGUAGCAGAUGAGGUGCGGAAGUGCGGAGCCGAUGCGAUUUCACUACAUUAUGAAAAUUCAAAAUAUUUAAUGUAGCAGCAGGCACCACCAAGUAGCUAUGGAUAACUGUGUUUGGUUUAGUUCCUUAUGUAAUUUGCACGUAGUUAUUGGCGUUAAGCCCCCACUUCAAAAAAGUGCUCAGUUAUUCCCGAGAAGCCACAUCAUAUUUACAUCACCUCCUUCUAAGUAUCAAUGGACGUUCUCGACGAAGCCAGUAUCAACCGUUGUAUUGAUGAGGCGGUGAAAAAGUUCGGGAGGAUUGACAUUUGCAUCAACAACGCCUCUGCACUGUGGUGGCAGCCCAUAGAGGAGACGCCUACGAAGAAAUACGACCUCAUAACACGCUUGAACGCAAGAGGAACCUUCUUGCUCACGAGAGCUUGUUUGCCGUUAUGAUGAAGAAAAUAUUCAAUUUCUUUGAUCAUACUUACUGGAUAAAGUUGUAGUUAAGCGGCCUGAAGAUACGCAACACUUCGUCUCAAGUACGUACUACCGGUGGAAAUACAUAGCAUCUCUAUGAUUUUCAACAUGACUGUUGUAAAAUAAGAAAGAUAAGCUUGUCCUGCUCUAAUACCUCACAUGGUGAAGAACGAUUUCGGUCGUGUGAUAUGCAUGUCGCCACCCAUCGAGACCGACAUGGAGUCUUACAAGGGCGUCACAGCCUACAACAUGAGUAAGAUGGGCAUGACCAUGGUUGCCCUAGGCGUUGCAGCAGAGUAUGGUGCAGAAAACAAGAACAUACUGGCGAACUCGUUGUGGCCAGCUACGGUGAUCGAGUCGCAAGCGAGCAUCAACUUUGAUUUAGUUAAGGCAGGGUGAAGGCGUUCUAUCAAUCGUAAGUGAACAUCAGGAGAAGAGGAUCGAUUGAUGUCCCCUUCUACUCCUAAGCUACGCGAACGCAAGACGUGGCGUAAAGCGACGAUUCUGGCUGACGCGACGCUGGCGCUUUGCUGCGACACACAGACUAACGGCGAAAUGCUCAUCGACGAUGAGUAUUUGAUCUUAUGGAGGCAGUGAAUCACUACUUCUGUACUGGAUCUAGAGUCCAUUCGUCUUUGAAGAAGAUAAGUAGACAGCACUACAGGAAACGAAAAAACUGAAGUGAAAUACUGCAGCAAAACGUUUUUUUCGCAAACUAUGAUCUCCUCUAAUAACCGAGAAGAAGGGCCUUACGGCUGAGGAGUUGAAGUGCUAUCGCUAUGAUCCUAGCUUCGAACCGCCAAGGCUGUUGGCGGAAAAGAUGAAAGGCCGAAAGAUGGUGCGCCGUGGAGAUGUACGGAAGCUGAAGGACGAUGUGAAAAAGGAUGAAGGCUUUAUUGGGUUCGAACAAAAGGCGAAGCUCUAACGAAGGAAUUGCCUCUUGUAGAACUACACUUUUGGAAUUAUGAUGCUGCAUUUUCGAUUUUCCACUUUCUACUAAAGACAGUCGUGAUUUUAUGGAAACCUUGUUGAUAGCUGCCGCUGCGACCAGCAGGUGCAGCAUUUCUGUACAUGCUACAAGAUAAACAUUUAAUGUAACGAAAGAUAGCACAUACCAAUUCCAACAAAGCAGUGUCGUUAUUGUGUGAAGUCAAAGCAUGUGGAAGAUAUGCUAUCUCGUAAAAAAAAAGCACUUUUCCAUUCCAGGUAAAAGCAGGUACCUGAAUAUGAUAUUGUUUUUGUGAAGAUCCUCUUGUGUGAUCCUGAAAAAUUCCAGAUAUCUACGUGUAUGAAUAAACUGAUGAGUGUCAUUCACUAAGAACGCAGAAGCAGGCAUGGUGGCGAGAAAGUGCGUGGUGAUGAGUUUGUGCUAU